AUGACUGUGCUUCGAAAUUCCUUGAGAGAAGUGUGUGAUGGAGGUAUCGAUCUCAUGGCUAGAGAAUUUAUGAGAACUGCUCUUCCUCCUAGACUUACUGAUGAAGAAAAAGCGCUUAGCGCGGUAGGGGCACGCACGGAUAUUCUCAGUGGUGACGUAAUGGAGUUCCGUCCGAGCACAAGAGUCAAACUCAUCCGACGACAUGCGCAAAGGCUUAUUUUUGAGAGCGAAGAUAGUUGCUAUGUAGUGCAUCGCAUGGCUAACUCUCGCAUAUAUGAAGGUCUACCAGAACAAAACUUUGAGCUGCCAGUUGAGUAUGUGAGCGGGUACAACGCGCUCUGCGACAGUUAUCCUGAGUGGAUGUCAUUGUCCGAAAUGCCGGAAAACAUGAAUGGUGUAGAUGUGCAAGCACUGUGCCACCUGCUCUAUUAUCACGGACUGAUUAUGGUUCAACAGCUUCCGGACAGAAUUAAAAUAAAGAAGAAGAAGGCGAAGAAAACGGCGAAGUAA
This is a messenger RNA of Cylicostephanus goldi, 510 nucleotides long. The record is from the annotation of a GenBank genome assembly. Lineage: Eukaryota; Metazoa; Nematoda; Chromadorea; Rhabditida; Strongylidae.